CACGGCCGUCCUGUUAGACAAAUGCAGAGCUCCGUAUCAAGUGCGUCAAAUUCAUUCCUACAUGAUCAAAACAAACCUCGUCAGUGACACAUUCUCCGUCUCUAAGCUCAUAUCUGCUUGCUCUCACACUGGCUGUAAUGCUUUAUUCCCUCAUGCUCUUUUGCUUAGAAGAUUUGCGAGGAAUCGAGUUCUCUGUUCCCUCUGUACUCAGAGCUUGUGGCAGAUCCUCUGCGUUCAGGGAAGGCAACCAAAUUUUCGGUCACGUAUUGAAGAUCCAUCUAUGGCUUGACCCGUUUGUGGCGAAUUCUUUGGUGCGUAUGUGGUUGGAGCUCGGUGAGACCGAACUUGCAAGAUCGGUGUUUGAUAGAAUGCCUGUGAGAGACUUGAUUUCUUGGAAUUCCUUGAUCACGGGUUAUUUGAGGGCGGGCGAGAUUGAGUUUGCACGUGAACUAUUUGAGAGAAUGCCCGAAAGGGACCUGGUUUCAUGUAACGCUAUGAUUGAUGGGUAUGCAAAGCAAGGAAUGUAUAAACUUGCUGAGGAUAUUUUUACGACAAUGAAGGUUAAGGAUUUGGUGACUUGGACAACAAUGAUUUCAGCUCAUGUUCUUAAUCAAUGCCCUAAGAAAGCCUUAUAUUUAUUCAGAGAAAUGUUGAGUGAAGGAAUUCGACCUGAUGCCCCUGCUAUUAUCAGUGUCCUUUCAGCCAUUGCUGAUCUGGGUUUUGUUGAGGAAGGCAAAUGGAUACAUACUUACAUAUCUGCCAAUAAGAUAGAACGUUGUUCUAGGUUUAUUGGAUCAGCUCUCAUAAACAUGUAUUCCAAAUGCGGCCAAAUCGAACAUGCCUACCAUGUAUUUAGCAGCAUAUCUCAUCAAAGGAACAUUGGGGAUUGGAAUUCCAUGAUCUCUGGGUUUGCUAUCCACGGGCUUGGUCAUGAAGCCAUCAAGCUUUUCUUGGAUAUGGAAAGGGCAGCGCUUGAGCCCGACGAUAUCACUUUCUUGGGACUCCUAAGUGCUUGCAACCAUGGAGGCUUAAUGAAUGAGGGUCUAUCCUAUUUUGAAACCAUGCAGGCGAAAUACAAGAUCAUUCCGAAGAUUCAGCACUAUGGAUGUAUUGUUGACCUUCUUGGUAGAUCAGGUCAUUUAGAAGAAUCACUUGAGAUCAUAUAUGAUAUGCCUAUGGAGCCUGAUGUUUUAAUCUGGAAGGCCAUUCUGAGUGCCAGCAUUAAACAUAACAACUUCAAAAUAGGUCAAAUCGCUGCAUUGCGAGCUAUGGAUUUGGCUCCAGAGGAUUCAAGUUGUUAUGUUCUCCUCUCAAAUCUGUAUGCCAAAUUGGGAUGGUGGGAUGACGUGGCUAGAGUUAGAACAGUGAUGAAAAAGAGAGGAGUAAGAAAAAUUCCUGGGUGCAGCUCCAUUUUUGUGGGUGGUAAAGUUCAUCAAUUCCUAAUUGGCAAAGCAAUAGAUGUGGAGAACAACCAAAACAUUCUCUCCAUGAUAGAGGAAGUGAUCUCCAAGUUGAAAUUGGAAGGGUAUGAGCCUGACUUUAAUCAAGUUCUUCUGGAUCUUGGAGAUAAUGAAAAGGAAUGCCAUUUAGCACUUCACAGUGAGAAGAUGGCUCUUGCUUUUGGACUGCUGACUACGUCCCAUGGGAUUCCCAUUCAUAUAGUGAAGAACUUGAGGAUUUGCUGUGACUGUCACUCGUUCAUGAGGCUGGUUUCCAAAAUAUACAACCGCAGAAUUAUUGUCAGAGACCAAAACCGUUUUCAUCGGUUUGAAAAUGGUUAUUGUUCUUGCAAAGAUCAUUGGUAAUUUCGAUGUAUAGUUGUGAAGAGAGCAUGAAUACGUGGCAAGGGGGUAGAUUUGACUGAGUUCCGUUUGACUGAUACAAUUACAAUAAAUGAAGUUCCAGUGCCCCAAUCGAUCUUGAUUCCAUUCAACGAUCUUGGCCCCUUGGGACCAGCUUUAAUGAUUGGAUGGGCAGAAUUGGAGAAUUUAAGUGCUAAUCUAUCUUUCUUUGAUGCUGUAAAAUAGACGUCCUUUGAAAAGAAUCAACAAUCAGGUAUUUAUUUUCCUAA
This is a messenger RNA of Prosopis cineraria, 2071 nucleotides long. RefSeq names its product pentatricopeptide repeat-containing protein At5g48910-like. The record is from RefSeq and is a predicted model, not a curated record. The transcript has 2 exons. Gene Ontology annotation, biological process: RNA modification. Lineage: Eukaryota; Viridiplantae; Streptophyta; Magnoliopsida; Fabales; Fabaceae. Gene Ontology annotation, molecular function: zinc ion binding; protein binding; RNA binding. Bases 138 to 1805 code for a protein of 555 amino acids.